AUGAUUCUGUCUGAAAGAAGAAAAACAGAAAAAACACUUGCAAAAUCAUUAAGACCUUCUUUAUUUUUGAAUGAAUUAGAUUUAUAAACAAUGCUUCAAACAUCUUCAGUGAAAACAGAAGGUAAUAUAAAUAUUGCCUCAAAAAACGAAGCGUAAUAGCCAAAUAGAUAGUUACGCGUAAUACCUGAAAACCCCACUUUUUAAAUGUUACCUUAGAUUGAAGAAAAAUUUGUACUAAAUUCGAAGUUAAUUAAUCUUCAAAAGGAUAGAAGGGAAUCAAAUAUUUUUAAGAAUGUUGCUUCAGAAUCAUUAUUACAAUAAUCAAAGAGUGAUAUUAAAUUGCCUCAUAUUUCGUAAAGCCCAUAAGUAAAAACUUUACCAAGACAUUCUAGAUAAUUAACAAAUGAUGAAUUAAGAAAAGUCGAAUUUAGACCUUCAAUAAUGGUUAUUGACUUUGUAAAUAACAUUAUGAAGAAAGACUAAAUCGAUGGCAGUUCAAAACCUUUAACAAAAAAAUUAUAGAGAUAAUAAACCAGAUUUGUUAAAUAAAGCUUAUGA
Messenger RNA from Paramecium sonneborni, 558 nucleotides. The record is from the annotation of a GenBank genome assembly. NCBI's taxonomy places the organism in Eukaryota, Ciliophora, Oligohymenophorea, Peniculida, Parameciidae.